AUGAACCCUUUCGCGCAAAAAGUGUGGCAUCGGGUGGCCUUCGUAUCGGAGCUGCCCAAUCUUGACGAUGAUAAGAUUGCUCCACGAUGCAAAGCCUUCAAGAUCCCGGUCGGCCAGUCACCAGUCGAGGCAGAUCUGGACAUGCCAGGGGAUCUGAAAGACCAAGUCAUGGUGUUCAAAUACAAGGAUAAGAUCCAUGCCAUUGACCAUCAAUGCCCUCACUCCUCAUUUCCUCUGUCGCAGGGUAGCCUUUUCGACAUUGAGGACUUUGGCAUUGUCCUGAGCACUGGAAUCACAUGUCCCAAGCACAAUUGGUCUUUUGACAUUAUCUCUGGACAUGCAGAUCGUGGAAAUUACCGUCUGAAGGUGUGGGAAGUAGAACUACGUGACCACGACACCGACCAAGAAGUGUGGGUGAGACGCAAGCAACGGAUUGGUUGA
Molecule: messenger RNA, 441 nt
Organism: Penicillium antarcticum
Lineage: Eukaryota; Fungi; Ascomycota; Eurotiomycetes; Eurotiales; Aspergillaceae
Product: Rieske (2Fe-2S) protein
Exons: 2
Coding region: 1-441 (146 amino acids)
Molecular function (GO): 2 iron, 2 sulfur cluster binding
Source: RefSeq, a predicted model, not a curated record